AGAGUGUAGACGUUACCAGAUUGAGUUCGUCGGUGAUGACAUCUGCCGGAACAACUGUGAAUCUGGUUAGCCAGCACUUUCCUUAGUUUAACACCGUCGAUUCGCCGGGCAAGAGUUCCCAGUUUCCCAGGUCUAUAGAGGAAGUGUCUCUCUCACAGAAGGUGGGCCUGUCAUUCCCAACUACAGAGCCACGUGAAAUAUCAGGGAAGACUUAACAGCUGAUACUUAAGCCUGUAACACCUGAAAAUAAGCCAAGGCACUGAAGAAUAAUUGACACUCUAACACUACAGAAGACAGCCGCCACAUGCCACAGAAGCCAUGGCCAUAUAUCAGCAGAAAAGAGUCCUCGCAUUGGUGUUAGGAUUUCUCUUCCUUGCCUAUGUUUUCCUCCCCAACCACUCAGACAGACAGCGAUGGGUUCCCAAAAAGAUGUCCGAGAACGAAGUCCUCCACCUACCAAGGGCGAUACUAGAACAAUUUCUGGAGAUGUAUAGAAACCCUUCAAUAAUUGCAACAACUUCCAAGAAACAAGAACAGGCUGGUCCUCACCCUAAACCGCUAGAGGAUCCACUCCAGUACCCUUUAGAGACUAAUUGUUAUCCUUAUUUUAGUGAGCUGCAUGUUCAGCCUGUUCCACAGCACGAUUGUGACAAACCUUACGUCACUCUCAGAAAGGGAGGGCGCCUGGGUAACAAGAUGUGUCAGUACACCAGCCUUUACCUUCUGCGUCACCUGUUUGGAAUCCGGCUGACGAUCCUCAAACAGGUGUUCGUAUUCGAUGAAAUGUACACAAUCCUUGACAAAAUCUUCAAGAACAUCUUCAUACCGGUCAAGAAACCAGCCUGCUUUGUAGGGAAAACUAAAAGCAUCCCCUAUUUGGGAAUGUAUGACAAGUUGUACAGGACUGCAGCUCGAGUUUGGAACAACACCUCCUCCAAUCUAAUCACUGAGCCUCUGCUGAACACUUCCUACCACAUCAACGACAACCCUGCACCACGAGACCUCUUCCUGGAGCACCGAAAACUGAUUCGGUCCCUGUUUAAGUUCCGAGAUGAAGCUGAAAAUGCCAUACGAAAUAUCAACAACGCUCUUAAGAGUUUCAAUGCAACGUAUCACCAAAGGAACUUCCCAAUUGUCACUGUUCAUGUCAGACGGACGGACUACGAGAAGCACUUGAAUAGCCGGAUGAAUCUAACCCAGCUGGACAAACUCUACUACACCAACGCCUUUGAAUUCUACAAGAAACGGUUGAAGCGCCCUCUGUUUCUGGUGGUAAGUGACGACCCAAAAUGGUGCAGAAAAAUGCUACAGGCAAAGGAUGUGCUAGUCAUUGCUUCAAAGCUUCGAGAAGAAGAUAUGGCGGCGAUGAGCUUAGGAGAUCAUCAUAUUAUAAGCUACGGGACCUUCAGCUUCAUGGGAGCCUUGCUGGGGAAUGGCAACAUAACACACCCGCUCACCACCAACCCUCGCUAUCGUUUUGUGAAGUGUAUCAAGUCCCCAGUCUUUUACAAUGUUGAUAGGGGUGACAAUCAGAUAUAUCAUGAAUGAAGGCAAUUUUGUUAUCUAUUUACUUUUACUUUGAUGGUCUUUAUCAUCCUUUACUUCAUUAUCGCUUUUUUCUACUAAAUUUUGCUCAAGUUUUGUCCUACCUUUUCUUUCUGCUCAUUUUAUAUUUUUGUUUCUAAACAUUUUCUCUAUCGAUUCUUCUUUUUUUUUUAGAUAUUUUUUUCAGUAUUUUUUUCUUUUAAAUAAUUUCUUCAUUUUUCCUUACUAGACAAUGGUUCGAAUAAUGUCUCUUUGUAGUAUAUGUUAUAUAUGUAAUAAAAUAAACAAAUUUG
Portunus trituberculatus (swimming crab) is the source of this 1838-nucleotide messenger RNA. Its product is annotated as galactoside 2-alpha-L-fucosyltransferase SEC1-like. The record is from RefSeq and is a predicted model, not a curated record. Gene Ontology annotation, cellular component: membrane. Gene Ontology annotation, molecular function: galactoside 2-alpha-L-fucosyltransferase activity. Lineage: Eukaryota; Metazoa; Arthropoda; Malacostraca; Decapoda; Portunidae. Gene Ontology annotation, biological process: carbohydrate metabolic process.